GUGGGCAGAAACCAAGGCAGAGUGCAAGUCUGAACCAACAGUACAACGCCGGAAAUGCUGCCAGUACUGUACAAAGAACUAUUGGUUAUUAAUCUUUACUGUAAUCGAGGUUGUGGGCAUCCAUUUAAAUAAAUUCCAUAAUGGUUCUGUGCUGUGAUUUUAAACAAAUGUUAUUCUGGACGUGUUUCAUUGGUUUUACUAUCAUCUGGACUUCUCAGUGGCAUUCAGGUUUUCCAUUGCCCCUUCUUGCACCUCAAAAUGUGACUAUAGUGUCACGGAACUUCAGUGUGUUUGCCACGUGGCUUCCCGCUGAUGGUAUGCCUGCAGGAACAUUGUACGAUGUAAAUAUAAGAAAUGAGACAUUGAUGUGGAAGCCGAUUACUUCAUGUACAAAUAUUUCAGCAAAGGAAUGCAACAUAACAUGUCAUAUAGACGAUUGUUACCACAAACAUGAGGUCGAAGUUAGAGCCUCUGCAGAUGGAAAUCAUUCUUCAUGGACAAAGUCGAACAGUUUUACUCUGUUUUUUGAUGUGGACUUUGGUCCUCCUGUGUUUAAGCUAGAAGCAAAUAAUGGAGUGCUUCAUAUAACACCCAGUGUUAAUGAACCACAGUGCAUAUCCAAGUAUAUACAUUCUUGUUUUGAGGAUGUAACAUUUGAUCUGCUGGUGAAAGAUCAUGAUAAAGAGGCUUCGUAUAAAGGGAUUGAAAAAACUCUGGAAAUUAACGAGACGAAACUGCUUGGCAAUGUCUGUGUUAUUGCAAAGAGUUUCCAUUUUACAUCUAAUAAAAGCAGCUUGAUUUCUGAACCAAAAUGCCAUUUUAUACAUAAGGAAGGGCUGAGAAACUGGUACAGUAUUUUAACAGCCAGUCUGGUAAUUAUCGCCAUUAUUGCUAUCACAGUGUUUACAGUCCAUUAUAAAAGUGCAUUUGUGAAAAGGCUCCCCAAAUUAUUGGAUUUCUCCAGCUACAUGCCAGCUGAGGAACCAGUAGCCAGCGAAUUUCUUGAUCCAGGCAAAAAACUGAGCAUUCUCACAGUUCUUCCACAAUUUGAAGAGGAAGGACAACACAACAAACAAAGGACCAUAGUUAGCAACACUGACAUGAAUGCUGGUCAGCAAAUAACUGCUUCAGAUGCUCAGGCUCUUCUGGAGAUUUCUGAGGAUGACAGUGGUGGUGGGUAUACUGAAAAGAACACAAUUAAAGCUGGAAGUACUCAGUUCAUGUUACUUUGCAAUAAAAACCCAGAGCAUGAAAUAACAUUACAUUGCAAAAACUUGGCAUCAGUUUCUGAGCUAGAUCCAUUUCAAUGUUCCAUAACAGAUCUCUCGCAAGAACAGCAGCAUUUAUUUAUCGAAGGUAUACUGAACAGAACUUGUCUAAACCCUCAGCCUCCUUCAGAAAAUCCAUUACAACAGGCUGUCAACUCUUACAAAAGAGUGAGAUCUCCAUCUACUGAUCCCUAUUGUGAAAGUUAUGAAGAAGCUAAUGAAAUACAUUCUGUUGACACUUUAGAUUUAUUAAAUUACACUAAAAUAACUGAACAUAAGUGUUUGCCAAAAGACGCAUUCCAUGAAUGUCAUAUUAGUAAUUCCAGACAGCUGAUGUCUCAUUCUAUGUUAGAGAGACAAUUACAUGACAGUUUUACAGAGCCAGAUAGCCAAGCAAAAAACUUGCAUGAUUGUGGCCUUCAGGCUUAUAAAUACACUGCUUGUACUGCAGGUUCAGAUAGUCCAUUUGAGAAGCCAAGCAAUGUACGUUAUAUUAAACGAACAGCUCAAAGUGAACAUUGUUCUCCAGAAGGACAUGGUGAAGACAACGCAGACUUUGAAUUAGAAGCCAGUGGUGGUUUGUAUGAUGGGUGCAAACAUGUUCAAAAUGACACAACACAAACCGAACAUUCAACUCCAAGAGCAGGUUGUUCUAAACUACAUGGAAGUCUAGGAGAAGAUAUUCAAAACUGUGAAUGUUGUGUAAUUGCAAAUUGUCAGACCAAAUGUUUAGAAGACCAAAGAAUGGAAAAUGUAAAGACAUACCAAGCUAAUGCAGCACACAGCUGUCAUAUUUUGAAAAGAAACCUAGAUUAUGAUAAAAGUGACAAUCUUUUAUCUUCACUUUCCACAAAAUCUGAUAGCAGCUCCGAUUCUGAUAUCCCUUUGUCCUCAAUUAUUCUUUGUGGAGAUGAGGAAUGCUGGUUAUCCUAAGGGACAAAUUGUAGUGCAUAACAAGUAACUUAUACUGUUUUUUUUCAGCAAUCUGUUAGACUGGUUUCAAACAGUACAUCGUUUAAUGGCAGUGUCAUAGCUGGGAAGAUAUAUAAUGGUAUAAAACAAAAUAUUUUAAUUUA
Protopterus annectens (West African lungfish) is the source of this 2344-nucleotide messenger RNA. RefSeq names its product interferon lambda receptor 1 (gene IFNLR1). The record is from RefSeq and is a predicted model, not a curated record. The transcript is spliced from 7 exons. Gene Ontology annotation, molecular function: protein binding. NCBI's taxonomy places the organism in Eukaryota, Metazoa, Chordata, Ceratodontiformes, Protopteridae. The coding region runs from base 141 to 2201 and encodes 686 amino acids.